UAAAUACUUCUUUAUUUUUUUAAUUUUCUAAAGUGAUCAAAUUGUUUUGCGUUGAAUAGUUUUACAUCAUAAGGAUAUACGGUUUUCUUUAUUAAUAAUAGUUUUGUUUAAAUUUAUUGCUGUUACUUUUGGUGGGAAAACAAACAUGAGUGGAAAAGACAUUGAAAUAAAGUGUUUAAGCAGUUUGAAUGAGUAUUUAUCAGCAUGUGAUAAUUCAGUAAAUGCAGUAUACUUAUCCCAAAUACCUCAAGUAUGUAAAGAUCACCCAUGUGUACUUGGUAUUGAUGAAGCAGGAAGAGGCCCUGUAUUAGGACCCAUGGUUUAUGGCACAGCUUUUUGUCCAAUAAAUAACUUACAGUUAUUAGAGACUCUGCAGUGUGAUGAUUCAAAAGCAUUAACAGAAGAGAAGCGAGAUGAUAUUUUUGGGAAGAUUGGUGAUAACAGGAACAACAUGGGAUGGGGCAUUGAGGUGAUUUCCCCAAAUUUCAUUUGUAACAAUAUGUUGAGUAGAAGCAAAUAUUCCUUGAAUCAAGUCUCAAUGGACUCUGCAAUUGGACUAAUUAGGGCUGCUAAAGAAGGUGGUGUUAACAUUGCCCAUAUCUAUGUUGAUACAGUUGGAAAACCAGAAAAAUACCAAAGCUAUUUAUUAUCACUCUUUCCUGAAUAUAAAAUUACUGUAGCUAAAAAAGCUGAUUCCACCUAUCCUAUUGUCUCAGCAGCUAGUAUUUGUGCCAAAGUAUCUCGAGAUCAUGCACUGCAAGUGUGGAAGUUCCCUGAAGAAAUUGGUAAUGUCCUUCAUAAGGAUUUUGGAAGUGGUUAUCCUGGAGAUCCAGUUACUAAAAAGUUCUUAGUGGACCACUGUGAUACAGUAUUUGGAUACCCACAAUUAGUGAGGUUCAGCUGGUCAACUGCUGGUAACGCUUUGGAGAAUACAGCCUAUCACGUAGAAUGGGAAGACAUAGAGGACGAGGACCAGAAGAAACCAGAAAACAAUACAUCAAUAACAUCAUUCUUCAAAUUCACUAAGCAGAGUUCGACGGAGAAAAAACAGCAUGAAUUUUUCAAUAGGAGAUGCUUGAAAAGCACAACGGAAUUGUGAUCUGAAGUUACUAUUUUUAUACGAAUUUCUUUAUUUAUAAAUACACUUUUUUAAUUGUA
This is a messenger RNA of Nicrophorus vespilloides, 1158 nucleotides long. RefSeq names its product ribonuclease H2 subunit A. The record is from RefSeq and is a predicted model, not a curated record. NCBI's taxonomy places the organism in Eukaryota, Metazoa, Arthropoda, Insecta, Coleoptera, Silphidae. Gene Ontology annotation, biological process: mismatch repair; DNA replication, removal of RNA primer. The transcript is spliced from 3 exons. Gene Ontology annotation, molecular function: RNA binding; RNA-DNA hybrid ribonuclease activity. The coding region runs from base 146 to 1099 and encodes 317 amino acids. Gene Ontology annotation, cellular component: ribonuclease H2 complex.